Messenger RNA from Impatiens glandulifera, 1340 nucleotides. RefSeq names its product transcription initiation factor IIB-2. The transcript has 7 exons. Lineage: Eukaryota; Viridiplantae; Streptophyta; Magnoliopsida; Ericales; Balsaminaceae. Gene Ontology annotation, biological process: DNA-templated transcription initiation; transcription preinitiation complex assembly. The record is from RefSeq and is a predicted model, not a curated record. Bases 129 to 1067 code for a protein of 312 amino acids. Gene Ontology annotation, molecular function: TBP-class protein binding. Gene Ontology annotation, cellular component: nucleus; transcription preinitiation complex.
AUCGCCUUUCACCUUAUUAAUCUCAUCUUUCUGAGAUCAUUCGAACAAAGGUGACAAAUUGAAACUCGUACAAUCUGGGAAAUCAAAACCCAUUUUAAUCGGACAUCAUCGGAUUUCCCUACCUAAAAAUGGGGGACGCUUAUUGCUCCGAUUGCAAAAGGGCAACAGAGGUUGUUUUCGAUCAUUCUGCCGGCGACACAGUUUGUUCCGAGUGCGGUUUGGUCUUGGAAUCCCACUCCAUCGAUGAAACAUCCGAGUGGCGUACAUUCGCAAACGAGUCCGGUGAUAAUGACCCAGUCCGAGUUGGUGGCCCUACAAAUCCACUCCUCACCGACGGUGGACUCUCCACCGUUAUCGCCAAACCAAACGGCGUUACCUCCGAUUUUCUAUCAUCCUCCCUUGGUAGAUGGCAGAAUCGAGGCAAUAAUCCCGAUCGAUCCCUUAUCCUGGCAUUCAAGACCAUUGCUACUAUGUCUGACAGAUUGGGCCUUGUUGCUACCAUAAAGGAUCGGGCAAAUGAGAUAUUUAAGAAAGUAGAAGAUCAAAAGUCUAGUAGAGGAAGGAACCAGGAUGCAAUACUGGCUGCAUGCCUCUACAUAGCUUGCCGUCAAGAAGACAAGCCACGAACUGUAAAAGAAAUUUGCUCUGUUGCAAAUGGAGCGACAAAGAAGGAAAUUGGUCGAGCAAAAGAAUACAUAGUGAAACAGCUAGAGCUUGAGAUGGGCCAAUCUGUGGAGAUGGGUACCAUACAUGCUGGGGACUUUAUGAGACGAUUUUGCUCAAACCUUGGCAUGAACAACCAAGCAGUGAAAGCUGCCCAAGAAGCUGUUCAAAAAUCAGAAGAGUUUGAUAUCAGGAGGAGUCCAAUAUCAAUUGCAGCAGCUGUCAUUUACAUUAUAACACAACUCUCAGAUGAUAAGAAGCCUCUUAAAGAUGUUUCAAUUGCGACGGGAGUGGCUGAGGGGACAAUCAGAAAUUCAUACAAGGAUCUUUAUCCACAUAUAUCAAAGAUAAUACCAAGUUGGUAUGCUAAGGAGGAGGAUCUCAAGAACCUAAACAGCCCAUAGAGAGAUCGUAAGAUAUUUGAAAAUCAUCAGAUUUUCUGUAAGUGUUGUUCAAUUCGUCGGAAGAGCUUUUAUUUGUAAUAGUUUUGGAGCUUUUUUCUAGUUGAAUAUUGUUGUUGAGAUAUGAUGAGGGCAGCAUCACCUAAUGUUGUUCCUUUUUGUUACUCUUAAGAGUAAGAGGUUAGUUUGAAGCUACCCUUCCUUUCCCACUUAACUUUAAAACACUAAUAUAAGAAUGCAAAUUUACAGUCAAAUUGCACUCCUUUUAGUUUUGUA